CCAAUCAGGCCGUGGUUUCGCCCAUUGAGCCGCGGCCACAAAGAGACGAAGGGACAUUAGAGUCGUUAGCUGAGCAGUGCUGGAAGGGCCAACUAGCUGUAAUCGAACUGGAGGUGUGCGCCGAUUUGCCUGAGCUAGAGAGGUGCAUCCGAGCUUUGUAGUUAGACACUCAUCUAUUCGGAUUCCAGGUAAAGCUGUUUCGGGGAAGUGGCGGACUAUAGCCAAGAGAGGGGCCUUUAAUUGGCACAGGAGGAGUUUUAUAAAAGAUGUCAUGACGGCCAUCACUGGACAAAUAAAGAUGAAGCUGAACGUUCGAAUGAACGCGUUUCUCAUCGUGUUCGGCUGCUUUUGUCUCGCUUCCACUGGAGCGUCGGAAACAGAGCGAAGACUCCAUCGGAAGAUAUUCCAGGACUACAACAUGAAAGUCAGGCCGGCUCGAAGCUGGGAGGACAAGGUGAUGGUGCGAGUGGGGAUGACCCUCUCCCAGCUUGUCAGCUUGAAUGAGAAGAACGGCGAGAUGACAACCAACGUGUUCAUGAAUUUGGAAUGGACAGACUACAGGUUGUCAUGGAACCCAGCAGAGUACGACGACAUUGAUGUGUUGAGAAUUCCUCCCAACAAGGUGUGGCGUCCUGACAUAUACCUCAUAAACAAUAACGAUGGCCAGUUUGACGUUGCUCUGUAUGUCAACGUCUUGGUGUACAGCGACGGGACAGUCAACUGGCUCCCACCAGCCAUCUACCGCAGUUCCUGCUCUAUAGAGGUGGCGUACUUCCCGUUUGACUGGCAAAACUGCAGCAUGGUCUUCCGCUCGUACACGUACGACGCCUCCGAGGUCGACCUGCAGUACUUCCUGGACGAGGAGGGCAAAGAGAUCCAUGAGAUUGUCAUAGACGAGAAUGCUUUCACUGAGAACGGAGAAUGGGCCAUUUGUCACAAACCGUCAAGGAAGAACGUCAAAGAGGACCUGUACGAGGACAUCACUUUCUAUCUCAUCAUCGAGAGGAAGCCUCUCUUCUACAUUAUCAACAUCAUUGUGCCCUGCAUCCUCACCAGCGUCCUAGCUAUAUUCGUCUUCUACCUCCCUCCCGGAGCAGGGGAGAAGAUGACUCUCUCCAUUUCCGUCCUCAUUGCUCUCACCGUCUUCAUGCUGCUGCUGGCCGACAAGGUCCCAGAGACGUCCCUCGGCAUCCCAAUGAUCGUCAACUACGUCAUGUUCACCAUGAUCCUUGUUACCUUCUCUGUCAUCCUGAGCGUUGUCGUUCUCAACCUGCACCACCGGACGCCCAGCACGCACAUCAUGCCGCACUGGGUUCGAAUGGUGUUUAUCCACUUCCUGCCCAAAUACAUCGGCAUGGCGAGGCCGAACCCAGAGGAGCCUCUGCUGAAGGAGGAGUCUUCUGACGAUACGCACAUCCGAAGCUACAAUGGACGACAGCCUGGGGGAGAGUACUUCUUUCGCAAGAUCAACCCUGAUCUUGUCAUACCGUGGAGAGACAGGUGCGAGAGCACAGUUCAGCUCCAGCGGCUCCCGAACACAGACAGCUACUGCCUGAUCCUCCCUCCCAACCUGAAGUCGGCCAUCGCCGCCGUGACAUACAUGGCCGAGCAGCUGAAGAAGCAGGACACAGACGACACAAUGACAGGAGACUGGCAGUUCAUAGCCCUGGUGGUCGACCGCCUCUUCUUGUGGCUGUUUGUCAUCAUCACCACUCUGGGAACUCUCGCCAUGUUCUUGGACGCCAGUUUCAAUUAUACACCUGACAACCCAUUUCCAUAGCGGCCGACACAGCUGGAGCCUGACGCAUUGCGCGGUCGUCACGUCGCUUCUUCCUCUCCUCCUCUGAGAUCACCGGAUCUGACUUUCCAUGAGCAAAUAUUCCAUUCGUCUGUGGUCAGCCUCUGGCAUGGUAUGCGAGGCCGUCUUUCAACAGAGAGCAGUAGCGGACACGGGCCUCACACGCAGCUGAGAUAAUGACACGAUCCCUGUAUGUAGCUUUGUGCUUUUGCAUUAUUUCGCUCGAUAUCGUGUAUCUAAACUAUUGUUAUCUUAUCCGAGAUUAAAAGUGUUAAAUACA
Messenger RNA from Mugil cephalus (flathead mullet), 2078 nucleotides. It is a transcript of the gene chrnb1l, whose product is annotated as cholinergic receptor, nicotinic, beta 1 (muscle) like. Gene Ontology annotation, molecular function: transmembrane signaling receptor activity; acetylcholine-gated monoatomic cation-selective channel activity. Gene Ontology annotation, cellular component: synapse; neuron projection; postsynaptic membrane. Gene Ontology annotation, biological process: monoatomic ion transmembrane transport; regulation of membrane potential; signal transduction. Lineage: Eukaryota; Metazoa; Chordata; Actinopteri; Mugiliformes; Mugilidae. The record is from RefSeq and is a predicted model, not a curated record. The coding region runs from base 272 to 1780 and encodes 502 amino acids. The transcript has 11 exons.